AUGAAUAAUGAAACGGUUAUCUUUUGUUUUUUUUUUUUUUUUUUUUUUUUUUUUUUUUUUUUUUUUCCAACCUCUUAUGCGAAAAUUUUUCAAAUUUUUUUUGUAAAAUAUUUUUUUUGA
Messenger RNA from Dictyostelium discoideum AX4, 120 nucleotides. RefSeq lists its product as hypothetical. Lineage: Eukaryota; Evosea; Eumycetozoa; Dictyosteliales; Dictyosteliaceae. Bases 1 to 120 code for a protein of 39 amino acids. The record is from RefSeq and is a predicted model, not a curated record. The transcript has 2 exons.